Molecule: messenger RNA, 828 nt
Organism: Brugia malayi
Lineage: Eukaryota; Metazoa; Nematoda; Chromadorea; Rhabditida; Onchocercidae
Exons: 6
Coding region: 1-828 (275 amino acids)
Biological process (GO): phospholipid homeostasis; regulation of membrane lipid distribution; plasma membrane organization
Cellular component (GO): plasma membrane
Source: RefSeq, a predicted model, not a curated record
AUGGACAAAUAUGAAGGUGCGGAAUUUCGAUUACCGCCAAUUGAAGGAAUAUGGGAACCAGCUUUUCGAAUACCCUUCAUUUCAUACUUUGUUCUGUUUCAAAUUGUUGGCUAUUUCAUUCGGACAUAUGCAUGGAAGAGCUAUAGCGGUUUCAAGCAGUAUCGAUUGCGCAAUUUAACGCUAUGUGUAAUUCAUUCUAGUAUCAGUGGCCUAUGGUCAUUUGUAUUUUCCAUAACCCAUCAACAAGUAAUGCUAGAAGAAACGAUACAUUGGUACAGUCCUUGGGCCGUACAGCUUCCAAUUCUAUCUAUGGCAUAUUUCAUUUGUGAUACGAUGGAUAUGUUACGGCAUGAAAUUUCGAAAUGGACUAUUGAAUUACUAUUUCACCAUGCCGCAAGCAUAUUUGCUUUUGCUUCAGCCGUCCUUCCUCAUAAAUUUAUCCCUUACACCUAUUGGGCUCUUUUAAUGGAAAUUAAUAGCAUCUUUCUACAUCUUCGGUCACUAAUGCAAAUCACCGGCUAUAGUGUUUUGAGGCAGAGCCUUUUCCGAAUAAUUCAACUUACAAAUAUUGUUACAUUUGUCAUAUUUCGAUUUGCUGUACAAAUAUGGCAGAUAAAUUGGGCAUGGAUAAAUCAUCGUCGUUUUCAUAUCUUUUAUACGGGAAUUGCAUUUAUCGGUGGAGCAUUUUUUCUAAUCAUAAAUAUGAUUUUGUUUAUACGAGUUUUGGCAUCUGACGGGUACUUGGGAGAAUUUGGCCGACAGCAUGUAGCCAUUGGCCGCGAUUCUCAAAAAUCAGUUCGCAUUACAGAAGCUAUGAAAAACAGCUGA